UCGGAUGUGAAGACGCCGCCGGGCUGCGCUACGCUGCGCUGGGAGCUCGGCUCGGCUCGGCUCGGAGGGGAAGCGGCGGGCGGGCAGGAUGGCGGCGGCGGCGGCCGGAGGCGGCGGCGGCGCGGCCGGGGCGAGCGGCGGCCGAGCCUACUCGUUCAAGGUGGUGCUGCUGGGCGAGGGCUGCGUGGGGAAGACGUCGCUGGUGCUGCGCUACUGCGAGAACAAGUUCAACGACAAGCACAUCACCACCCUGCAGGCAUCUUUCCUAACAAAGAAGUUAAAUAUUGGUGGGAAGAGAGUAAAUCUUGCAAUAUGGGAUACAGCAGGCCAAGAGAGGUUUCAUGCAUUGGGUCCAAUUUACUACAGAGACUCAAAUGGAGCUAUUUUAGUUUAUGAUAUAACAGAUGAAGAUUCCUUUCAGAAGGUAAAAAACUGGGUCAAGGAAUUACGGAAAAUGUUGGGAAAUGAAAUCUGUUUAUGUAUAGUUGGUAAUAAGAUAGACUUGGAAAAAGAAAGGCAUGUUUCAGUUCAAGAAGCGGAAACGUAUGCAGAAUCAGUGGGAGCAAAGCACUAUCAUACUUCAGCCAAACAGAACAAAGGAAUUGAGGAACUUUUUCUUGACCUUUGUAAAAGAAUGAUCGAAACAGCUCAAGUGGAUGAGAGAGCAAAAGGCAAUGGUUCCAGUCAGCAGGGAGCGGCCAGGCGAGGCGUGCAGAUCAUUGAUGAUGAGCCACAAGGACAGAGCAGUGGAGGAUGUUGCUCUUCUGGAUAACUGUUCUCUUAAAGAAAAUGCUACAAAAACAGGAAAACAAAACUGUGCAUCAUUGCCCCCAAUAUGAAGACUGCCAUAUUCCAAGUCACAUUCUUUUACCAAUGGAGUUAUAGAAUUAACAGUAUUUUAAACUUACAUUUAUAACACUGCAGAGACCUUAAGUGCUAAACUAGUGGAGUGUGUGACAAGAGAAUUGGCAUUUUCUACAGCGGUUAACAAAGCAAUUACCAAUGGCCUUUUUACAUAUUUUUUUCCUUUAAUGAGGAAUAAUAUGCAUGUAGAAAAGACCUACUUAAAGGCUUCAUUUAUAUUCUUUUAAAUCAAAUCAUUAUUUAAUAACUUAUAUAUGUUGUUGUUGGAAUGGUAUACAUUUUUGCAGCCCUUUGUAUUUUGUGGUAGGUUGUGAAUUGUAUCACUUCUAAACGGCAAAUUGAUUUUUUUUAUUAGCAGAUACCUGAAUUACUAUUUUUGCAGGGUUAGCAAAAGCCCAUAACUGUCAACUACUUUGAUAUAUUCUAUAUUCAUCCUGUAUGCUGAGCUGGUAAAAUACAUUGUAAAUUACAUAUUAAAUAUUUUAUCUGCUUUUACAAGUGCAGGUGCAGAAACAUAUGUACAGUAGUCUUGUCAAUGACUGUAAAGUGAAUUAACAUUUGGUGAACAUGCAUAAGCUUUUGACUCUAUAGUCUCUAUAUAGGUCAUUUUCCCCCUUCACCCUUAAGUCUUCACAUAGAAGAGGGUUUUAAAAAAUACUCACAUUUUACUUUACUUGAAUUGCUGCUGCUGUUUGUCGCCACAUAUUUUGCCUCUUUCAACCCUUUCUAAUAAACAGCAGCAUUUUGCUCUGUUGCUGGACAAGAAAGGAUGAUGGCCUCUGCUGAUUCUGCUGUGGAAUGGUUACCUAGAAGUGUUUGAGUGGAGCCUGUUGAGCUUGUCACUUUGGCUUUGCCUUCCCCUUAAGCUUUGUAUAAAACUUGUCCAUGGGCAUGGGAUAAGAAUGUAAACAUCCCCCCUCCCCCCCAGUAACAGCCACUAACCUACCAAGACACACAAUCAUAAAUAGUUCAGCAUCUCCCAAGGCAGCACUUUGAGGAUUUUUUGCGAGCAAGUUCUCCAAGGAAUGUUUAUUCCUCUUCUAGUCUCCUGAGUUUGUGAUGGUAGUUUCAUAUAAUGUGGCAUAACUAACACUGGAAAGAAUUUAUUAUAAAAUUUAUAUUCUUGCACACUUUGUAAAUGAAUCCCACUUUAGAUUUUCUUUUGAGGGGGGAAUAAAAUUAUUAAGACGUGUUUAUUUUAAUAGAUUCAAGCAAUACUGCACACAGAAGGAACACAGAUUGUGGAAAUUAACUGAUUGUUGUUGUGUUCUGAUAUUUUUUCCAUUUCUGUUAUGUUUGGAAAAUGAGUAAAUGUGAUGUCUAAGAAAGUGGAAUGGUCCCUGGAUUUACUUCUCAUAAUAAGCAGUAAUACAAUUAGAGAUGAGCAGAAGAUAGAAUGAUUGAAGUUUGAGAUUAAUAUAAAAAAUAAUGGCUAAUUUCUCAAGUAGGUGAGAAUAAACUGAAUGUAUUUGGUAUUGUUAAUUCACAGUUUUGCCAUUGGCCACCUGAAAGAAUGGAUCUGUUCAUUUCUAGGUCCGCUAUCUUCUUCCCCAACCCAUUUGGGAGGGGAGGUAAACAAAAGUGCUUGAAAUGAAUGAAGCUGCCUUAUGUGGGUAAAGAGCAUUUUGCCUCUGUUUCUUUUAUGUUUCUGUGCCAGUGACUUUUCUGUAGAGAGUUCUUUUUGUGUCUUACUACCUACCUGUUCCAGACAGAUUUAAAAAUCUUUGGUGUUCAGAACUUACCUAAGCACUUUCAUGGGAGUGAGAUGUCCCUCACUUCUCCCCAAACCCAUAAUUUAAAAGUUAGUGAAUUUGAAUGAAAACAGCUUUGACCAUUUUUCCAAAUGAAAUACUGUAAAGCAAAACAAUUUUUAGUAAUAUUAAUUUUCUUGUAAUCAAGGCCUAUAAUUCACUUUGUGAUGAGUGAUUCCUGAUGCUAUCAUUGGAUUUAUUUUUUUUAUUGAGUAGAGAAGAGGGCAGACUUAAAAUCAUGAAAAAGAAGGCAAACUACAAUAAUUUUUUAAAGCUGCUCCCAGUCUUAUUAGCCUUUAAUCAGAGUUCUUUUUAUCAUUGACUUUUGUAUUCUUUUGUUGUAUCACUAAUAUCUGAGAUAAUUGAUAACAUUCUUCUUUUCCCCACAAAUAGUUCUUUUAUUUUUCUGUUUCCCAUCUUUCUCUUUUUUUUCCUUUUGCCUUACUUUGUAUCCCCAGUGCUUUGCACAGUGCCCAAGGCUAGUUUACUGACAGAUACAUUUAAUUCAUUCUUCCCUGCCUGUGCUAUAGAAGUGCCAAGGAUGUGCAUAAAUGCUAUGUAAUUCCCCUAUUGGUACUCAGAGAUCAAAAAAACAGAAAAGGUCCUGUUUUCUGUUCUACAGAAAAGAUGGGGUGGAAAGAGAAGAAGGGAAAGUAAAAUAAUGUACUAAUGUAAAAUUAAAGGGGAAGGAAUUAAUCUGUGCUUAUACUUGUUUGGAGUUACAUAUCUGUCUCCACUCCUCUCUCUAAUUGACUAAUGUAGACCAUUUUGUCCACAUAAUGUUUGUAGCUUGAAAAAGCUUAGAAAAGAACUCAUCAUAAAUGGUGUAUAGGCAGGACUUGCACUUUUUCAGUUGUUUCAGAAACUAAAUUCUAUACAAAUUUUUCUCAAAUAUGCUAAGAGAAAGACUCAUUAUAUCUUUAAUAGUGUGUGGGGGAAAAGACUCCCUUUUCUUUGAAAACAAAUGGAAAUACUGCCUUCAACUUAACCAUAAGCUGCAAUAUUGUAUUGAAUUUGAAUGAUUGUUUUUUAAAAAGUACUACUACGUUUGUUGUGUGAAGUUUGUGUAUUAAAAUUUCUUAUUCCCUGUGGACAUAGGAAAGCCAUUGGUGGGAAUAGAAAUAACAUUGCAAUCCAAGAUUAGCUUAGAUAACCAUUGCUUGUUUUUAUCUGGCAAAGAAUUAAGGAAAACUAAAAUAUUUUAAGGGAAAUUUGAGGCAACUAGAUAAAAUUACAGAAAGGAAGAAGAAAAGGAGACUAGAAAUUGAAUAUAAUUGUACUAUCUGAUUUCUUUUUCUUUAUCACUAAUUUAUCAUAAUAUAAAACAUGUAAAGAAUGAAUCAUGCCAAGUUCCUAGUCUUUUAAAAGAAAAAAGGAAUUGUUAUACCAUUUUUAUUUUCUUAGAACUUGUUUGAUGGUUCCUGCAUGCAUAACAAUUAACAGCAUCAACCUCUUAAAAUGCUUCUUUCUCACUUCUAUUUUUUUACUUUUUGUAUAUAAAAAAAAUUGAACAAUAUCUUGAGCUCUUUGGAGGAAAACAUAACAGAUAGUAAAGAAAGAAAUUUAAGAUAGAUUUUUAAGAUAUAAAGUAAACGUAAUUUUUAACCACUCGAAAUCAUAAAGCAUUUUUUCAUAAAGGGAUGUGAAUGGCAAUGUCCUGCUAUAUGCCUAUUUAAUGCCUGGAGGAAGCAUUAACUAGAUUCUCACCAGACCAUUUCCUGAUUCUAUCAUAGUAAUUUAUUUACUUGAUUAUGUUAAAAAGUAUAAACUGUGAUCCUUUGAGAAGAUGUAUUUGCUCAAUUUAAUAAGACAGGACUGAUUUUUUUCUUCUAAAAGUAGGUUGCUGUUAAUCUGAAAAUCAGUGACCAAGAAUGUAUAUUUUGAAUUCAAAACUAUGCUAUGUGUACGAUUAAAUUUCAGACUUGGGCUCCUUGUUUCAAGGAGAAAAAUAGACCUGCUGGGUUGUACAUUGGCUAUUACCAAAUAGAUUUCGGUGAAAAUUUCAAAAAAGCGGAUGGCAUUUUACUUAAUGAAAAUGUCUUCAUCUUUUGACAUAGAAUCAUGACAUUCCUAUCGGAAAACCCUUAAUGACUUGCCUUCAUAAAUAAAUUUGAAAGCCCUCUACAAUCUUGGUUCCUACCUUUUUCCAGUGUUUACUCCUCUCACAUAAACUGAGCUACUUCCUUUUUAAAAAAGUAACUGAAAUACGAAAUUAAAGAUGAACAUUUCAGUGUACAAAGAACAGAAGAGGUGAUUGUAUAUGAAAGUGAACUUCUGUUAUGUAAUUUUAAGUAUAUAUUAAAUAUAACACAAUAAUAGCAACUGCUCUGUGUCCCCUUCUGAACUUCUAUUCUCGAGUGUAUUUUAAAAUUUUUUCACUAAUACUCUAUCUCUUUAUUACUUUUGCUGCCUGUCAAAUCCUACUUUGUAACCAGUAGAGUCAAACAAAACAUCAACCUAUCCUCCUCAGACUUGUCCAUUUUAUCUUCCAUGAUCAUUUCAUCUUUAGUUAAGAACUCUUCCCUGAUCGAUAGUUGGAAAAAGGUAUCUCCUCUUUUGUUUACAUUUGGGGCAUAUCCAUUUGUAACUUCUUGUUAUGGUGUGAAAAUGUUCUAAACAUCAUGCUACUUGCUCUCCUUUGUGCUUUUGCUGUAAUUUCCUUCUGCUGAAAUUCUGUCAUUAAAGGCCACAUUCAGG
Molecule: messenger RNA, 5312 nt
Organism: Dromiciops gliroides (monito del monte)
Lineage: Eukaryota; Metazoa; Chordata; Mammalia; Microbiotheria; Microbiotheriidae
Gene: RAB21
Product: RAB21, member RAS oncogene family
Exons: 7
Coding region: 89-772 (227 amino acids)
Biological process (GO): Rab protein signal transduction
Molecular function (GO): GTP binding; GTPase activity
Source: RefSeq, a predicted model, not a curated record